GGCAGUGGAUCUGGAUAGGCGUUAGUUGGGUGACCGAGCGAGUCUGACUCUGACCGAUCUUCCCGCAGCCGCAGUCGCCAGUCAUUUUCAACUCUUCUCCCGAAGCCCGAUCUGCAUUCCUCCUUCAAGUAUUUCUUCUUAGAGCCGAGAAAAAGCCCUGUCGAGCCAGAAUGUCUGAGCCCAAAAGCCCGGAAGAUCUUUCAACUGCAAUACUUCGUAAAAAGGAUCGUCCAAAUAGGCUUCUUGUUGAUGACGCCAUUAAUGAUGAUAAUUCAGUGGUCAGUUUAUCACAGGCCAAAAUGGAUGAGCUGCGACUUUUCAGAGGUGAUACUGUUAUUUUGAAGGGUAAACGCCAGAAGGAGACAGUAUGUAUAAUACUUUCUGAAGAAAAUUGUCCUGAUGAAAAAAUCAGAAUGAAUCGUGUUGUGCGUAAUAACCUACGUGUUAGAAUAUCAGAUGUAGUGUCCAUUCAAGCAUGCCCUAAAGUGAAAUAUGGAAAGCGAAUACAUGUGCUGCCAAUAGAUGAUACUAUCACUGGAUUAUCUGGGAACCUAUUUGAAGUUUAUCUCAAGCCGUAUUUCCUUGAAGCGUAUAGACCAAUUCACAAAGAUGAUACUUUUAUUGUCCAUGGAGGGAUGAGGGCAGUUGAAUUUAAAGUCAUAGAAACAGAUCCUAGCCCUUAUUGCAUCGUUGCUCCUGACACUCUAAUACAUUUUGAUGGAGAUCCUGUCAAGAGAGAGGAUGAAGAAGAAGACCUGAAUGCUGUCGGUUAUGAAGAUAUUGGAGGUUGUCGAAAGCAAUUAGCACAAAUUAAAGAGAUGGUCGAGCUUCCCUUGAAGCACCCUAGUCUUUUUAAAGCUAUUGGUGUUAAACCACCAAGAGGUAUCCUUCUUUAUGGGCCACCUGGUACAGGAAAAACAUUAAUUGCCCGGGCUGUUGCUAAUGAAACUGGUGCUUUCUUCUUCUUAAUCAACGGUCCUGAAAUUAUGAGCAAGUUAGCCGGUGAAUCUGAAAGCAAUUUGAGAAAAGCAUUUUCUGAAGCUGGCAAGAAACCACCUGCGAUUAUAUUUAUUGAUGAGUUAGAUGCUAUAGCUCCAAAAAGAGAUAAGACACAAGGUGAAGUGGAACGGAGGAUAGUUUCUCAAUUAUUAACACUAAUGGAUGGCUUAAAAAGAAACUCGCAUAUAAUUGUCAUGGCAGCCACGAACCGGCCUAAUUCAAUUGAUCCUGCCCUUCGUCGAUUUGGAAGGUUUGACCGAGAAAUUGAUAUAGGCAUUCCUGAUACUACUGGAAGACUGGAAGUGUUGAGAAUACAUACCAAAAAUAUGAAGCUUGCUGAAGAUGUUGACUUAGAACAGAUUGCUGCAGACACACAUGGCCAUGUCGGCGCUGAUCUGGCAUCGCUGUGUUCUGAGGCAGCUUUACAACAAAUACGUGAAAAAAUGGAUUUAAUCGAUUUAGAAGAAGAGCAAAUCGAUGCCGAAGUGCUAAACUCACUUGCCGUGUCCAUGGAUAAUUUCAAGUAUGCAAUGAGCAAGAGCAGUCCAAGUGCUCUCAGAGAAACCGUGGUUGAAGUUCCAAAUAUUUCAUGGGAGGAUAUUGGAGGCCUCGACAAUGUCAAGAAAGAAUUGCAAGAACUUGUGCAGUACCCAGUUGAACAUCCAGAAAAGUUUUUAAAAUUCGGCAUGCAACCUUCACGAGGAGUACUUUUCUAUGGGCCACCUGGUUGUGGUAAAACACUACUUGCUAAAGCCAUCGCCAACGAAUGCCAGGCGAACUUUAUAUCGGUCAAGGGCCCUGAAUUGCUUACUAUGUGGUUUGGAGAAUCUGAAGCUAAUGUCAGAGACAUAUUCGACAAGGCUCGUGCCGCAGCUCCUUGCGUUCUUUUCUUUGAUGAAUUGGAUUCAAUUGCAAAAUCCAGAGGGGGAAGCGUAGGGGAUGCAGGUGGAGCAGCUGACAGAGUAAUAAAUCAAAUUCUUACUGAAAUGGAUGGUAUGGGAGCCAAGAAAAAUGUCUUUAUUAUUGGAGCAACUAACCGACCUGAUAUUAUUGAUCCUGCUAUCCUUAGACCUGGGAGGCUAGAUCAGCUUAUUUAUAUUCCAUUACCAGAUGAAAAAUCAAGAGAAGCUAUCUUUAGGGCCAAUUUAAGGAAAUCGCCAGUUGCAACUGAUGUGGAUUUGUCGUAUAUCGCUAAAGUAACCCGUGGUCACUCGGGGGCUGAUCUUACUGAAGUAUGUCAGAGGGCUUGCAAGCUAGCUAUUAGACAGUCAAUAGAAGCAGAAAUAAGGAGGGAAAAGGAAAGGGCUCAAGGCACCAUGGAUUUGGACGAUGAAGAUCCAGUACCUGAGAUUACAAGAGAACAUUUUGAAGAGGCCAUGCGCUUCGCUCGUAGAUCUGUUACUGACAAUGAUAUUCGUAAAUACGAAAUGUUCGCACAGACAUUACAACAGUCGAGAGGAUUCGGUAACAAAUUUAGAUUCCCAUCUUCAGGGAAUGUACCAGCUUCACAGGGGACUUCAAACAAUGAACCGACAACUUUCCAAGACGAUGGUGAUGAUGACUUGUACAGUUAAUUUUACCAAUACGAGAGAUCCAUUAUAAAAAAAAUAAAUUAAAUUAAAUAAAAAAACUGAAGUGGAAUGUAAUAUUUUUUACAAUUUUCACAUUUUAUAAUAUGAAUCACACGAUGCCAUUCCUGGUGUGAAUUUUAAAAUAACAGAUUGUACUAUUAAUGUUUUAAUCUUCAAAGAAACUAUUUUGCGAUUUUGUUGAAUUUAAAAUAAUUUACAGUAAACUUGAACUUGAGUAAUAAAAAUUAUGUUACAAAUUAUCUGUAAAUUUGCAAUAUAGUUUAAAUACAGUUUUCCACAUUCAGUAUGGCAUUACAAUGACAAGAGCUGUAUUAAAUUUAGAUAUUU
This is a messenger RNA of Cimex lectularius (bed bug), 2918 nucleotides long. RefSeq names its product transitional endoplasmic reticulum ATPase TER94-like. Gene Ontology annotation, biological process: autophagosome maturation; retrograde protein transport, ER to cytosol; mitotic spindle disassembly. NCBI's taxonomy places the organism in Eukaryota, Metazoa, Arthropoda, Insecta, Hemiptera, Cimicidae. Bases 171 to 2573 code for a protein of 800 amino acids. Gene Ontology annotation, molecular function: ATP hydrolysis activity; polyubiquitin modification-dependent protein binding; ATP binding. The transcript has 14 exons. Gene Ontology annotation, cellular component: nucleus; VCP-NPL4-UFD1 AAA ATPase complex; cytosol. The record is from RefSeq and is a predicted model, not a curated record.